AUGGCCUACUACCAGCAACCUCCCCCAGGGAACUAUCCCCCACCACAGCAGCAACAGCCACCCCCAGGGGGUUACCCACCGUACGGCCAGCAGCCACCAUACGGGGCUCCCCCGCAGUCGCCAUACCCGCCACGGCAGCAGCAAUGGGGCCAGCAGCUCCAACCACCCCCUGGAGGAUACCAACAACCCCCACCGCCGCACAGUCCCGGCUUCCAACCCCCACCGCACAGUCCUGGGUUCCAAGCACCACCCACCCAAGGGUACCCACCGCCUCAGGGCCCAGGCUACGGCCCUCCUCCGCAGCAGUUCCAGCCUCCCCCGCACCAGGGAUAUCCUCCUCCACAGCAAGGAUAUCCUCCCCCACAGCAAGGCUAUCCUCCCCCACAGCAGCAAGGCUAUCCCCCACCACAGCAAGGAUACCCACCUCCACAGCAGCAAGGAUAUCCUCCUCCACAAGAGUACCCGCCACAAGGCUACGCCCCAGCACCACUCGUGCACCGCGACUCUAAUGGCUACCAUCCUCCCGCGCCGCCUCCUAGCCAAUUCCCACCACAGGGCUUCCCGCCCCCGCAGCAGGCCUCAUACCUCAACCCCCUAGGCGUCGGCGGCGCCCCCCCACCACCAAUCGCACACUCCUUCCCACCCGUCGCUCCACGCAUCAUACCUACCGCCGACAUCGAUACAAUCUACAAAGCCUGCAAAGGCUUCGGCACCGACGAGAAGGCCCUCAUCAGCGUCUUUGGCUACCGCGAGGGCGACGUCAUCGAGGCCAUCCGCGCGCAGUACUCAUCACACACCAAGCGCGACCUCAUCACAACGCUCGAGAAGGAGACAAGCGGGAACUUCCGCACCGCGCUCAAGGCCGUCGCAUUCGGCCCCAGCGAGUGCGAUGUCUUCUUCGCGAACCUGGCCAUCGCGGGCUUCGGCACAAACGAGAGCAUGCUGACGGAGUCAAUCAUGGGCAAGACAAACGCAGAGGUCAACAGAAUGAAGAGCAUCUACCCCCAGCGCUACAAGGAGUCGCUGGAGUCCGCCGUGCGCGGCGACCUCUCGAUGAAGACGGAGAAGCUGUUCAUGAUGGCGCUGUCGGGCCAGCGCAUCGAGGACUGGGAGCCCAUAAACCCGACGGUGGUGGCGGGUGACGUCGCGGCGAUUCAUAAUGCGUGCGCUGGGCUCGGCACGGACGAGAUCACGGUGUGUUCGUUGCUGACGCGCGCGAGCGAGCCGUAUCUGAGGGCGCUGGCGACGGAGUAUAAGAACAGGCACAAGAUCGACCUGGUGAAGCUCAUCAAGAAGGAGUUCUCGGGACACAUGCAGGAUGCGCUGGUGUAUAUUGUCGAGGGUGCGCUGAAUAAGCCGACGCGGGAUGCAAUACUACUGGAGGCGAGUAUGAAGGGGAUUGGGACCAGGGAUGAGCUGCUGAUCUCGAGGCUGGUGAGGAUGCAUUGGGAUAAACACCAUUUUGAGCUCGUCAAGAGGGAGUUUAAGAGGUUGUAUGGCAGGGAUCUGCAGUCGAGGGUCAAGGGUGAGACCAGCGGGGACUAUGGGAGGUUAAUGGUUGCGCUGUGUUCUUGA
This is a messenger RNA of Morchella sextelata, 1575 nucleotides long. RefSeq lists its product as uncharacterized. Bases 1 to 1575 code for a protein of 524 amino acids. Gene Ontology annotation, cellular component: cytoplasm. The record is from RefSeq and is a predicted model, not a curated record. The transcript has a single exon. NCBI's taxonomy places the organism in Eukaryota, Fungi, Ascomycota, Pezizomycetes, Pezizales, Morchellaceae. Gene Ontology annotation, molecular function: calcium ion binding; calcium-dependent phospholipid binding.